UCGUGAAAGGGAUGACGGGAGCUGCAUGAAAGCGGAAGAGUUACGGACUGUUAGCACCUGUCACUAACCCCCGGUUUCCCGGAGUCAGUGGCAGCGAGCGACCUUGCAGCCCCGACAGGAGCCCGGAGCCCUUUGUUCUCACCGCGGCCCACGUCGCUUGCGAGCCCGUCGUCCUGGCUCCGGUGACCUCGCUGGGUCGCGGGGAGGCGGAGGACUGUUCUUCUGUUACCAAAAGCCAGAGUCGGCCCUGGACGCGACGACUCUCAGGGUCCGGAGGCCAUAACACCGGCCGCGGCUGAAAGGUAAAGAAGCUACGUGGAAGAGUGUUUCCUCUUCAGGCCGCAAGGCAGGUACUCUCUGCAGCACCAGGUAGGAGGGGACUCCACCCCCUUCUUGCCUUUCCAGUUACAUGAGUUCUUACUAGGGAUUCCACACACACCCAGUUCACAUUUGUUGUGAUUUUGUGGUGGUGACCAGAAAAGGGUUGGCUAAGAAACUGAGCUGUGGAAAAGAGGCAAAUGUUCGCUGUAGCCACAUAUACCAGUGGGUGUGGCCAGGCCCCGUGGGGGACAUUCAGCCUCCAUCAGAAGUAAUCCAGAACCAAGGAACCUGGUGAUAUUUUGUCACCCAUCAGCAGAAUAAUGAGGCUCAGAGCCACAAGUGUGUGAGGAAAAUGGCACCAUGGAUGGGUUGGUGGAGUGUACACGGCUGCCCUGCCCUACUCCAGACCUCCCCAAAGACUCCAUGAGAUGGAUCUGAGUCAGCCGAGUCCCAACCCCUCUUCUAGGGCCUGCCGUGGCACUGGACAUCAGUGACUGCGUUGUGACACACGGAAGCAGUGGACCAUCAAGGCCACGGGAGGCCCCGGGAGCUUGCGAAGAUGAAGUUUGGCUGCCUCUCCUUCCGGCAACCUUAUGCUGGCUUUGUCUUGAAUGGAGUCAAGACUGUGGAGACGCGCUGGCGCCCCCUGCUUAGCAGCUACCGGAACUGUACCAUCGCCAUCCACAUUGCUCACAGGGACUGGGAAGGUGAUGCCUGGCGGGAGCUGCUGGUGGAGAGGCUCGGAAUGACGCCUGCUCAGAUUCAGGCAUUGCUCCGAGAAGGGGAAACGUUUGGUCGAGGAGUCAUAGCGGGACUCGUUGACAUUGGGGAAACUUUGCAGUGUCCCGAAGACCUAACUCCUGAUGAGGUUGUGGGACUAGAAAAUCAAGCGCUACUGACCGGCCUGAAGCAGAAGUACCUGACUGUGAUUUCAAACCCCAGGUGGCUACUGGAGCCCAUACCUAGGAAAGGAGGCAAGGAGGUAUUCCAGGUAGACAUCCCAGAGCACCUGAUCCCUUUGGGGCAUGAGGUGUGACAAGUGUGGGCUCCUGAGAGGAGUGUUGCAGGGAACCCAGCUAAAUCAUGAUUUCAGUUCACCGUCAGUUGAAACCAGCUCCAGCUAAAUCAUUUAGCUGCUUUCAAUUCACCAUCAUGUUGCAGACCUACAUACAUUAGGCUAGAUCUGAAUUUCCCCUGCUUUGGAGAGCCCCAGCCACUAAGCACUGUGCAUGGAAACAGGUUUCUUUGCUCAGAGGAAGGAAGUAGGGGGUGAGGCUUUCCUUGUGUGAUGCCUCUUUAGGCACACAGGCAGUGUCUCAAGUACUUUGUCCUUUGGGUAGAAGGAAAAGCUGCCAGUAAAUGUCUCGGCAUGGCUACAGUUUUGGUCCUGCUAAUUCCUGGAUUAUACAAAUAAAUGUGUUGUAGAUGACUGGU
This is a messenger RNA of Callithrix jacchus (white-tufted-ear marmoset), 1755 nucleotides long. The record is from RefSeq and is a predicted model, not a curated record. NCBI's taxonomy places the organism in Eukaryota, Metazoa, Chordata, Mammalia, Primates, Cebidae.